AUGCCUGCUGAAGAAAUGGCCAAUUUGACAUUAGGAGCAAUUUAUACUUCCGAAAAGACAGGAUGCGACGAAUCGGGUGAUGGCUCCGAAUCGAAACCCUACAAAACAAUUUUACAAGCUAUGCGUCAUGCUGGCAAGGAACCAUUCCCCGUGAUCUAUGUCGACAGCAAGGAUCCCGAAGCUGUUGAAAAAUACGAAGUUGCUGCCAAAUCCCAAUUGAAGAAAAUCCAAAAAAUUUGGGUACGUGAAAAUUACAAAAGUGCCGAUAAGGAGAAGCGUGAGGCGGAAGACGCCGAGAAACGUGAUAAAAACUUGGAAGAGGCCAAGAAAAUUGUCAUUGCCGAAGAUCCCUCAUGGGCCAAGGCUGAGAAAAUCCGCAUUUUCGAGGGCGGCAACAAUCGUGGAAAACGUGUCAAAAUCUAUGGUUGGGUACAUCGUCUCAGGCGUCAGGGUAAAGGUUUGAUGUUCAUUACAUUGCGUGAUGGUACCGGUUUCCUGCAGUGUGUACUCACUGACCGCCUGUGUCAGUGCUACAAUGGUUUGACAUUGACCACGGAAUCAUCGGUACAAUUGUUUGGUACCCUGAAGCCAGUACCCGAAGGCAAAUCGGCUCCUGGUGGCCAUGAAUUGGAUGUCGACUAUUGGGAAUUGAUUGGCUUGGCUCCCGCUGGCGGUGCCGAAAGCAUUCUCAACGAAGAAGCCCAUCCAGAUGUUCAAUUGGAUAAUCGCCACAUUAUGAUUCGUGGUGAGAACACUUCAAAGAUAUUGAAAAUGCGUUCCGUUGUUAUGCAGGCCUUCCGUAGCCAUUAUUUGGAUCGUGGCUACUGUGAGGUAACACCACCAACUCUGGUGCAGACACAAGUUGAAGGUGGUUCAACGCUGUUCAAAUUGCAAUACUUUAGCGAGGAAGCCUAUCUUACCCAAAGUUCCCAAUUAUAUUUGGAGACCUGCCUACCCGCCCUCGGCGAUGUCUUCUGUAUUGCUCAAAGUUAUCGUGCCGAACAGAGUCGUACACGUCGCCAUUUGGCUGAAUAUACACACAUUGAAGCCGAAUGUCCCUUCAUUACCUUCGAUGAACUACUCGAUCGUCUUGAGGAUUUGGUAUGUGAUGUUGUGGAUCGUGUUAUGAAAUCACCAUGGGGUCAUAUUGUACAUGAAUUAAAUCCCGAGUUCAAACCACCCACUAAGCCAUUCCGUCGCAUGAACUAUGCUGAUGCCAUCAAGUGGCUGAAGGAGAACAAUGUCACCAAGGAUGAUGGUAGUUUCUAUGAAUUUGGAGAGGACAUUCCCGAAGCUCCUGAACGUAAAAUGACCGACACAAUUAAUGAACCCAUUAUGUUGUGCCGUUUCCCCAAAAACAUUAAAUCCUUCUAUAUGCAACCCUGUGCCGAGGAUUCCGAGCUGACAGAAAGUGUUGAUGUUUUGCUGCCAAAUGUGGGUGAAAUUGUUGGUGGCUCCAUGAGGAUUUACAACAAUGAGGAAUUGUUGAAGGGCUAUGAACGUGAGGGUAUCGAUCCUAAACCCUAUUACUGGUACACAGAUCAACGUAUCUAUGGUGCCCAACCACAUGGUGGUUAUGGUUUGGGUUUGGAACGUUUGUUGUGUUGGCUGCUCAACCGUUAUCACAUUCGUGAGGUAUGCUUGUAUCCACGUUUCUUGGACAGAUGCAAGCCUUAAAUGCCCA
Musca vetustissima is the source of this 1684-nucleotide messenger RNA. RefSeq names its product asparagine--tRNA ligase, cytoplasmic (gene AsnRS). Gene Ontology annotation, biological process: asparaginyl-tRNA aminoacylation. The transcript is spliced from 5 exons. The coding region runs from base 1 to 1677 and encodes 558 amino acids. The record is from RefSeq and is a predicted model, not a curated record. Gene Ontology annotation, molecular function: nucleic acid binding; ATP binding; asparagine-tRNA ligase activity. NCBI's taxonomy places the organism in Eukaryota, Metazoa, Arthropoda, Insecta, Diptera, Muscidae. Gene Ontology annotation, cellular component: cytoplasm.